Messenger RNA from Manis javanica (Malayan pangolin), 2667 nucleotides. RefSeq names its product TBC1 domain family member 17 (gene TBC1D17). Gene Ontology annotation, biological process: activation of GTPase activity. The record is from RefSeq and is a predicted model, not a curated record. Lineage: Eukaryota; Metazoa; Chordata; Mammalia; Pholidota; Manidae. Gene Ontology annotation, molecular function: GTPase activator activity.
CAGUGUCAAGCCCCGCAAAGAGAUGGGACUACUCCGCAUUAACACGACCGCAGGUGACCUGCUUUGGCUCUGCCCUCGAACAAAAUGGCAUCUUCCAGGCUUCUUUGCCAGUACACAAUAUGGAGAAAGAAGCAAGGGCGCAACCAUUGUCCAGUUUGAGGGGAGUCUCCUAUCCGGAUGUGACCGCACUUUGACCCGGAAAAGAAGGGGGACGAAGCAGUGGGGCCUCGGCCGCAGCUAUGGAGGGAGCCGGUUACAGGGUGGUGUUUGAGAAGGGAGGCGUGUACCUGCACACCAGUGCCAGGAAGCACCAAGACCCGGACUCUCUCAUCGCUGGCGUUAUCCGUGUGGUGGAGAAGGACAAUGACGUCCUCCUGAACUGGGCUCCUGUAGAGGAGGCUGGAGAUUCCACCCAAAUUCUCUUCUCCAAGAAGGAUGCCAGUGGGGGUGACUCCUGCACCUCUGAGGAGGAACCCACCUUUGACCCUGGCUAUGAACCCGACUGGGCCGUCAUCAGCACUGUGCGGCCUCAGCCCCGGCCCUCAGAGCCCAGCAGAGGCGCAGCGCCCAGCUCCCCCCGGGACUCCUGGGCCUUCUCGGUGAGUUUGGGGGAGCUCAAGUCCAUCCGCCGGUCCAAGCCAGGCCUCAGCUGGGCCUACCUGGUGCUGGUGACCCAGGCCGGAGGCUCCCUGCCUGCCCUGCACUUCCACCGCGGGGGCACACGUGCCCUUCUCCGUGUCCUCAGUCGCUACCUACUGUUGGCCAGCUCCCCACAGGACUCCCGCCUCUACCUUGUCUUCCCGCACGACUCCUCGGCCCUCUCCAACUCCUUCCACCACCUCCAGCUCUUCGACCAGGACAGCUCCAACGUGGUGUCUCGCUUCCUCCAGGACCCCUACUCCACCACCUUCAGCAGCUUCUCGCGAGUGACCAACUUCUUCCGGGGAGCCCUGCAGCCACACCCGGAGGGGGCCUCCCCUGACCUGCCUCUGCCCCCUGAUGACGAGCCUGAGCCUGGGUUCGAGGUCAUUUCCUGUGUGGAGCUGGGGCCGCGGCCAGCCGUGGAGCGGGCGCCUCCGGUCACAGAGGAGGAGUGGGCCCAGCAUGUGGGCCCUGAGGGCCGCCUGCAGCAGGUCCCCGUGCUAAAGGCCCGGAUCUUCUCAGGGGGUCUGAGCCCCGGCUUGAGGCGCGAGGCUUGGAAGUUCCUCCUGGGGUAUCUGAGCUGGGAGGGCUCAGCCGAGGAGCACAAAGCCCAUGUGCGUAAGAAAACGGACGAGUAUUUCCGCAUGAAGCUGCAGUGGAAGUCCGUGAGCCCGGAGCAGGAGCGGAGGAACUCGCUGCUGCACGGCUACCGCAGCCUCAUCGAGAGAGACGUGAGCCGCACUGAUAGAACCAACAAAUUCUAUGAAGGUCCCGAGAACCCGGGGCUGGGCCUGCUGAAUGACAUCCUCCUCACCUACUGCAUGUACCACUUCGACCUUGGCUAUGUCCAGGGUAUGAGUGAUCUCCUCUCCCCGAUCCUCUACGUCAUUCAGAAUGAGGUGGAUGCCUUCUGGUGCUUCUGCGGCUUCAUGGAGCGCGUGCACGGGAACUUUGAGGAGAGUCAGGAGACGAUGAAGCGACAACUCGGACAACUCCUGCUUCUCCUGAGGGUGCUGGACCCGCCGCUCUGUGACUUCCUGGACUCCCAGGACUCUGGCUCUCUCUGCUUCUGCUUCCGGUGGCUGCUCAUCUGGUUCAAGAGGGAAUUCCCCUUUCCGGAUAUCCUUCGGCUGUGGGAGGUGCUAUGGACAGGGCUCCCUGGCCCCAGCCUGCACCUGCUGGUGGCCUGUGCCAUCCUGGACAUGGAGCGUGACACCCUCAUGCUUUCUGGCUUUGGCUCCAAUGAAAUCCUCAAGCACAUUAACGAGCUGACCAUGAAGCUGAGCGUGGAGGACGUGCUGACGCGGGCGGAGGCCCUCUACCGGCAGCUGACCGCCUGCCCGGAGCUGCCCCACAAUGUGCAGGAGGUCUUGGGUCUCGCACCGCCUGCAGAGGCCUGUAGCCCCUCGCCCCCUGCCUCUCCACUCCCAUUGUCUCCCACCCGGGCCCCACCCGUCCCUUCAUCCCCUGUGGACACAGCCCCGCAGCCAGACAGCAGCCUGGAGAUCCUGCCGGAGGAGGAGGACGGCACUGAUUCCUAACCAGCUGGGCAGGCAGCCCUCUGGGCACAGGCACUUUAUCUUGCUCUGGAGUGUGAGGAGGCGCAGAGCGCCCCGCUGCGCCCUUCUAACUAGCUGGUUUCGUUAAAACUACUGCUGCUCUGCCCAGCUGACGUCACAUAGGUGGAGGAAGGAGGCUGCCACUUCGGCUUGGACCUGGGGAGGGGGGUGGCUCCUGGGCCCCUCUGACCACUGCGGAGCUAGGAUGUGGCCACGUGGCUUUAACCUGGCCAGUGAGACUCAAAAGAGGAAGUCCUUGGGUGAGUGGUGGGAUUGUGGAGGCAGGGCUUCCUGAGCUGUUGGGCGAGUGAGGCUGGGGAGUGGCGCGUGGCUGUCACCUAGUAGUGUUGCGUGGACACAUCCCCAACUUAACCGAGAUGGGAGGGCUGCAGAGCUGCUCAAACACUAGGGACCCUGCCUACCAACCUCUUGUUAUGUGAAGAAAAUAAACUCUAACCCACUGUCA